CGUGUAGAUAGCAUCAGCCAUGCUAAAUGCAGAUGACUAUAGAUCAUGCGCAUCCAUAUAUACACAGUGUAAAUAUUGAUAAAUAUUGUAAAAUCUCGAGAUGUUGUUGAGCAACCGGUUGUUUGACAUAUUUCAAUUUAUUUUUCUCGUCUAGUUCGAUAAUUUUACUUUAUGAGUUGAAGUUCAAAUCCAACUCGUCACUCAGAUGCACUAUGUUUCGGAGUCUAUCGUUUAUGUAGCGCUCAGCUCGGGGUCUACAAUUUCAUGGAGGUGCGAAUAUCAAAAUGAUAGUGAUGGUUUACAUGCAAUUUGGCUUAUUGGUGUGACAAAAAGAUGUCUAAUAUACUUCAAUGGAAAGGGACAUUGAUUUGUUUAUGCAUUGCUUCUUUUUGCUGUUAUGUUUUCGUCAACAGUGCCGAAAUUGGACAACUACCAUUCUGCGAUCAUGCCACAUCAGAUGACCCACCUCGCAGUCUUGUUUUUGUGAAUACUUUGGAUGGAAAAGUAACUGCCCUUGAUACCGCACAUGAAGGAAAAAAGACAUGGACUUUGGAUUUAGGAAAAACUCCAAUGCUCUCAUCAAAUAUUCACCAAAGAGAGCUAAAUAAUCGUGGACAGUGGGUUCGUUUAAUUCCGUCGUUAAAUGGGGGAUUAUACAAAUUUGAUGGAGAGAAUUUGGAAGCAGUGCCAUUAUCCACCGAACAAUUAUUAAAAUCGUCUUUUCGUUAUUCCGAUUUGGUAUUUUCUGGUUCACUAGAAACUAGAACUUACGGUGUUUCUGUUUCCACUGGUAAAGUAUUGUACGAGUGUAAUCAGCAUGAUUGUAAAAACACAACGGAGGGCGAAUCUUAUGUCGAACCAGAAGUACUUGUCAUUCAGAGAUACCAACAAACUGUGCGAGCUGCUGAAUCCCGAAGUGGAUACGAAAGGUGGAAUUUCAGCGUCGGUCAUCAUGGGCUUUCUCUAACUCCAAAUGAAAAUCUAGACUGUCAUUAUAAAAAAACUCAAAUAUCCCUCGAUAUUGAUAUCAAGGUAAUUGUGCCAGAAGGAAUUAUAUGGGCGGUCGAUAGAAACAACCCAACAUCAAAAUUAUGGGAGUACAAGUUUGAUUCUCCGAUUAUGAGUGUAUGGAAAGAAGAUUCGAAUUACGAAGCAAAUGGAAAUUCCGCUGUGAAGGAAAUAAAUUUAUUCGAAAUUAGCCAAAGAUUAUGGCAUCCCGAAUUCGCUUUCAGCCCUGGACUUUAUUUAGGAAUGCACAACCAACAGCUUUAUGUUCAAGAAAAUCCAACAUUAAAAUCAUUACUAGAACCUUCGAUUUCGUUAAAGGACAAUGUUCCUAAAUUUCCAUGGAAGCCGUACCCAGCAAUCGCUUUUUCAGGAAAUGACAAGUUGGAAUUGGAUGUUGACAAUUCUUUAGAAUCAAAGGAUGAUGUUCAAUCCACGGCUUUGUCAGUCUUGUACAGUUCGAAUUAUAUAAACGGAAAUGGAUUUUACUUAUACUCAAAGGAACAGUUGAUUAUUAACAGUGAAAGUCAGUGUAAAAAAACAACUAUUCCUGAAAUAACUAAUGUGUCUGCGGAAGAAGAAUCACUAAUAGAUGAGUUUGAAGAGCAAGAGGAAGAAAUUUUACGACCGAUGAUCGUAUCGCUAUGGUUUUGGUGGAAAGAAGUAGUGCUGAUUUCAAUCACGACAGCAAUUCUAUUAAACUUCAUGAUAACACAAAGUCUUUUGAAUGCCAAUUCUGCUGUUAAAGACGCAAUACUUCCUCCCUGCAUUAUUGAGACACAUAUAGAGAAAAAAGAAGAGAUUCCAAAUGCUUCGCUUGAUACUACUGGAUCUAAAUUUACCUCUCGUUUUCUCGAAGAUUACGACCCUAUUGGUUGUUUAGGAAGAGGAGGAUAUGGAUUUGUUUUCGAGGCUCGAAACAAACUCGACCGACGCAUAUAUGCAAUUAAAAGAAUUACUCUCCCAAGCAGUCUCAAAUCCAGAGAACGAGUCUUGAGAGAAGUUCGAGCCUUGGCACAAUUAGAGCACGACCAUGUCGUUCGUUAUUUUGGUGCCUGGGUAGAAUGUCCACCAGCCGGUUGGCAACAAGAGAAAGACAGAGAAUUACUAAAUAAGGAAAAAUUCCCUAAUUGUGAUUUCCUUUCAAGUUUGUCUGCUAGCGAUAUAAAAUCAUCAAAUUCUGUCCACAUCAGUGUGCCACCGAGUGAGCAAUCUUCUCUAGACAGUGCAUGUGAAGCCUACGAAUUAAACAACAAGGACGACGAUUCAUUCAUCGUUUUUGAAGCUUAUGAAAGCGACGUGGUGAAAGAGUCACAGGAAUUCACUCAGGAUUAUAACGAGACCAAUGAACACGUUUCGGAAUCCACUGAGUCGGUUGGAGUGAUUGAAGAGACUAAAAGUAGUGAAAUUGAUUCUAUUGAUAAAGACAAACUCGACAGUAUUUCGGCCUCUGUAGUUUUUCAAUUAAGCGGGAGAAAAAACACAAGCGAAGAGAGGAAAAAGAGGAAAGCUUCGCUUAGUUUGAAUUUACAGGAUAAAGGAUCAAACAUGGAAUCAAGUACAAAUUCUGCUGAGAUGUUCCUGUAUAUACAGAUGCAAUUGUGUAAAAAAAUGAGUUUGAGUGAAUGGUUAAAAGAAGAAAAUAAGACCAGAGAUAUUAAACUAGUUCUGAAUACUUUCCAACAAAUUGUUAAUGCUGUACAAUAUGUUCAUUUGCAAGGACUUAUUCAUCGCGAUUUAAAGCCGUCGAACAUCUUUAUAUCGUUUGAUAAAAAGGUGAAAAUUGGAGACUUUGGACUAGUAGCAAUGACUGAAGGUUACAAUGAGGUUCAUACUCCAGGUGAUUCUUUUGAUUCAUUCUCCGAAGAAGGAGAUCAGCAUACAGCUCGCGUCGGGACUCGUUUGUACAUGUCUCCAGAACAGUUAAAUGGAGAACGAUACAAUUUUAAAGUAGAUAUCUACUCACUGGGUAUCAUACUUGCAGAACUGUUGAUUCCAUUUGAAACUUACAUGGAAAGGGUAGAUACUCUAACAAAAAUAAGGCAUUUCAAAUUUCCAAAAUACUUCGAACUUCAUUAUCCAACUGAGUUCAGCUUGGUCAAAAUGAUGCUGGAUGUUGAUCCAUCCAAAAGGCCAACGACCGCAGGAAUUACAGCUCGCAUGCGUUUUGUGGACCAGAAGACACUUGAAGAAGUAAACUCGGGUGAAAUGGCAAACUGUCAUUUUGAAUGGUCUGACUCUCAAUUAAGGAGGCAUUCCUCAGUGACUAAUAGCAGUAGCAGCAGUAACAGUGUUUCAUGGGAACUUAACUAAGACUAUAGCAAUCGAUAAUAGUGAUAAAAGCGAUUCCUCAACUUCUAUUUUAAAUGAGCGAUUGUGAGUUAUGCAUGAAAAGUUGUAUGCGUAUAAGACGUAAUUGUUAAAUAUGUAUUUGAUUUUGUUUUUAAAUCGUGUAAAGUUAUGGAGAGAUGUUGAUGAUUAAAAUCUUUUAAGAUGUAAGUCGAUGUAUGUAAUAUAAUAUUUCAUAUUUGUAUCAAGUUGACGAUUCGUAGAUAAAAAUGUGCUGAUUAUAUAUAAUUAUAAUUCACAUUCAUAAAAUUAUUAGAAAUCUGCGUAGUCAAUAUCUGCAAUUCUUUAUAGUAAUUCAUACUGAUUAUGAAUGAUUUAUUUAUUUUCAUAUAUAGAUAAUCGAUGCUCAUAUCACUUAUUUUUAUAUUCACAGUCUUAAAAGAAAAAC
Messenger RNA from Belonocnema kinseyi, 3742 nucleotides. RefSeq names its product eukaryotic translation initiation factor 2-alpha kinase (gene PEK). Lineage: Eukaryota; Metazoa; Arthropoda; Insecta; Hymenoptera; Cynipidae. The transcript has 13 exons. Gene Ontology annotation, molecular function: ATP binding; protein binding; protein kinase activity. Bases 334 to 3318 code for a protein of 994 amino acids. Gene Ontology annotation, biological process: protein phosphorylation. The record is from RefSeq and is a predicted model, not a curated record.